This is a messenger RNA of Amphibalanus amphitrite, 746 nucleotides long. It is a transcript of the gene Burs, whose product is annotated as bursicon-like. The record is from RefSeq and is a predicted model, not a curated record. Bases 117 to 581 code for a protein of 154 amino acids. Gene Ontology annotation, biological process: animal organ morphogenesis. NCBI's taxonomy places the organism in Eukaryota, Metazoa, Arthropoda, Thecostraca, Balanomorpha, Balanidae. Gene Ontology annotation, molecular function: receptor ligand activity; BMP binding. The transcript has 4 exons.
CAGCGCCGGCGCCGGUCGGUCGGCCGGUCAGCGGCGUCAGUCGGGCCGCCGCCAGCAGCGGGGCGGGAGCGUCACCGACUGUCACCUGCCGCUGACCGGGACCGGGCGGCCCAACCAUGACGUGGACGGCGCCAGGGUGUGUCGCCAUGAGCUGGUGCCUGGUUCUGGUGGCCGCGCUGACGGUGGCCGCCUCGCGGCUGGCGCUCACCGGCGCCGAUGAGUGCAAACUGACGCCGGUCGUGCACGUGCUCCAGUACCCGGGCUGUGUGCCCAAGCCGAUUCCGUCGUACGCCUGCGUCGGCCACUGCACCAGCUAUGUGCAGGUCUCCGGCAGCAAACUGUGGCAAACGGAGCGCUCCUGCAUGUGCUGCCAAGAGAGUGGCCAGCGAGAGGCCUCCGUCUCAAUCUUCUGCCCCAAGGCCAAACAAAGCGACCAAAAGUUCCGAAAGAUCGUGACCCGGGCGCCGGUCGAGUGCAUGUGCCGGCCGUGCACCCAGGCCGAGGAGAGCAAGGCCAUCCCGCAGGAGGUGGCCGGCUUCGUCUCCGGCGGUAUGUCGCUCGAGUCGAUGCCGUUCGUCUGAUGUGCGCGCCGGACCGGACCGGACCGGCGCGGCGGCCGGCCGGCCCCAGUCCUCCGACCGGCCCAGUGAAUAGAUACAGUGCAUAAACCGGCCCGACCGGGGGAGACAAAAUGUGCCUGAUGUUCUCUGAAACUGAAAACAAUACACGCCGCACGGCCAGCCCGA